UGAUCAGUUAUUUUACCCCCCGCGGCCCCUUUCUCUCCUCUCUCUCUCUCUCUCUCUCUCUCUCACGCGCGCUGAUACAGAUCCAAGCAUUCUCCAAAAAUCAAUUCGACAAAUUUCUCUCUGAUUUUCGUCGUUGCUGUGGUUUCUUCGUUUCUAUUGCGAUUGUUUUCUGAAGGGGCCCUUCCUUCUUUCUCCUUGAUUCCGUCAGGAGGGAAGGCCAUGUGAGAUAUUUUAAACUGAACAGAUAGUUACUUAAGGUCAAUUGAAUCAUUCCUUAAUCUAGUGUGUGUGGUGUGUGUGUGUGUGUGUGAAAUGAGUAGCAAGGCUAGUGGGAAAUUGGGGAGAACAAUGAGGGAUAGAUGCAUGAGUUCUUACCAGUUUUCACUUCACCUUUCUCCUGUUAUUUCUUUUUGGGAAUGUAGUGUGCGCAAAAUGAGGUAUUCAUUUAGACCCGAGUGGGUGUAGGUUUCAUAUAUAGAGUGUUCUUCUAGUUUCCAAGUUUUCAUUUAAGUUGUUGAGUAUUCGAAAUAAGUCACUAAGAAAAGGAAACAUAUAGGUAAUUAUAUAAUGUACACAUGUUAGGGAAGUUUUACUGGGAAAGCUAAAAGGAAGUUGGGAAAAUAGUAGAUUUUGGCAUUAAGUUAAGUGCGACUGGAUAUCAUGGAGUGUGCUAAAAUAACAGCUGGUGUUAGGAAAGCCAAGAAGAAACCGGUGAAGGAUGAGUUAGAUCGCAUUAAACAGGCCGAGAAGAAAAAAAGGCGCUUAGAGAAGGCUUUGGCUACUUCUGCAGCCAUUCGCUCUGAACUGGAAAAAAAGAAACUGAAAAAGAAAGAAGAGCAGGAGAGGCUUGAUGAAGAAGGCGCCGCAAUAGCUGAGGCAGUUGCACUGCAUGUCCUACUUGGUGAAGACUCGGACGAUUCAAGUAAAGUAGUACUAAAGGAGGAUGAAGGGUUGACCCGGUGGGAUUAUGCUAGCAACAUCAACAUUGUUGUGGGGGGAAGACAGCAGCUAGUUCAUUAUCAUGAUCUGUCAAAAUAUUCUUGUGAAAAUGUUGGAAGGGUCUCUGAUACUUGUCAAUAUGGGCACAUGUGGAAUCUCUGGGGAAACUCUAACUUGGUGACCUCGUCUGAUCAUCUGGCUAGCAGCCUCUACCCUCAAUAUUUGGGAGAAGAAGUUUGGGGUCCUGUUGGUUUAUCUGCUGGUCAUCUUGCUGCUCAGGCUGUUUCAUCCCUUAAGAUAGCUGAUGAUGCACGGGUAGAUGCUCUUGUCAUCAACCAUAUCUUAUGAGGGUAAAGGAACAAUCAUCUGUGGUCUAGUCACGUUGUGCUGCACUAGAUUAUGUUGUCCUGAAUAAUGUUCUGUAUAUGCAUGUCUGAAGUGAGUUCACCUAUCUUAGUUCUUGGAUCUCAAGCUUGUAUUAUCGCCAGGUUCAAACUUUGGCUUAGGAAUUUAUUAUGUUUUUUGUUAGUUGAGUCUUCGUCCCACUUUUCGCGACUUGGCUUAAUAGUUUAUGAUUUGCUCGUUCGGUAAAAUGACAUUUUACAACUGACCACAGCAAUAACUAAUUAUCUUUCAGGUGCUGUUGGAUAGCAAUUGCAUGUUUUGCUGGUUUC
Molecule: messenger RNA, 1613 nt
Organism: Sesamum indicum (sesame)
Lineage: Eukaryota; Viridiplantae; Streptophyta; Magnoliopsida; Lamiales; Pedaliaceae
Source: RefSeq, a predicted model, not a curated record